Messenger RNA from Xenopus tropicalis (tropical clawed frog), 927 nucleotides. RefSeq names its product interleukin 10 receptor subunit beta (gene il10rb). The coding region runs from base 1 to 927 and encodes 308 amino acids. The transcript is spliced from 7 exons. NCBI's taxonomy places the organism in Eukaryota, Metazoa, Chordata, Amphibia, Anura, Pipidae. Gene Ontology annotation, cellular component: membrane. Gene Ontology annotation, biological process: blood coagulation. The record is from RefSeq and is marked provisional.
AUGUGCCCCUGCUGCCCGCCGCCACUGCUGCUGCUGCUCUCCCUCUCCAUUCCAGUGUUUGGAAGAGUUCCCGAGCCACAGAAUGUCCGGAUGGAUUCGGUGAAUUUCAAAAACAUCCUGCGGUGGGACCCUCCCGUCGCCAGCGGAAGCGCGGCCUACACUUACACAGCGGAAUACAGGCUGGCUCUGGAAAGACGAACGAAUUACACAAGAAUAUGCCACACAAACGCCACUCAUUGCGAUUUCUCAAAUAUUAAUUACAAUUCCAUUGUGCGGGUGAGAGCCGAGCGUAACGGCGGCGUUUCUAAAUGGGUGACCAGGUUCUUUAAUCCGUACUCACAGACUGUUAUCACUGCCCCGGAAGUGAAAGUGGCGUCACGGGCUGGGUACCUGGAUGUGAGCUUUUUUGGCCCCAUGGAAGAAGCUGACGGCAGAUCACUAACAGACAAAUAUGGGAAUCUCAAGUAUAAACUGUUUUACUGGAGGCAGAGCGAGCCGUCAGUUGUCACCAGCAUGGAGUCUUCACAGAACCUUGAAACUCUGGCCGACCUAGAGAAAUGGACCAGCUACUGUAUAAGAGUCCAGGCCUACGCCCCCGAUUAUAACAAUACUGGAGAAUUAAGUGAAGCCAUAUGCGAGAAAACCACAAAUGAUGGAACCAUCCCAGGGUGGCAGAUCGCUCUUUCCUUCAUCGUCCCCCUGUGUCUCUCUGCCGUGAUCGUUGUUGGAAUGUUUUAUUUAGGAAUAAGUAUAUAUAAAGCAGCCAAAUAUCUGUUCUUCCCUAAAUACUCCUUCCCCGAGCAUCUGAAAGAGUACCUAAGCCAGCCUUUCUACAGCUCCCCCCACCUGUCCACUCAGGGCCCCGAUGAUGUUGCUGAGCCCUAUGGAACCCUAACGUUGGUGUCGGAGGAGAACCCGGAGGUGUAA